AUUUUGCACUUUGUACUCAUAUAAUUCACGCACCAAAGCUCAUGCAAAGAGGAAAUCAAUGAAGUUACGAUGUCAGAAGACAUACAGCAUAUCACACCACCAAAGGCCUCGGAUGCUAAUUCGGAAUUCUAUCCCGUCAAACGAGCACCUAACGGAGUAGGACAAUACGUUGAAAUAUCUACGGAAACUGAAAAGUGUGAUUAUUGGAUGUACCUACUAGGUACCGCAUUAGCUGAGAAACGAAAGAUAAACCAUCAAGGAAAAUGCAGACUUCAAGCGUUACCACCAAGAUACAAAAUGUUUGAUCAUCAAAGACACAACAAGAGUGAUAUAUAUAUUUACGGCCAUCCCUCAAAAGAGAGGUUUCGAUCCGCUCUUCAAUUUCGUCGGCAUCUACUUUGGCUGGAUCAAAAGUCGACAAAACCACCAUGUGGCUGCAAGCUUUGCGCGCUUUUACCAGAAGCUAGCGAAAAGAAGGUGAUAGAUGUACCGGAGAUGAGGCGAGAGAAGAUGUCAGGACCAGAGAAGCGACAAAAGGUUGAGCUGAGGAUGGCGCAGAGACUGCAGCAAAAAGUGAGAAAAGCUGAAAAGAAAAAUAAGCUGCUGUCACCUACACCAUGGACAACAUCACAAACAAGAAGGUCAGCAACUUCAAUGUCUUCACCAGGAAGCAAUGAAGGUACAAUGGAGAGGACGCCUUCACAAGAGCAUGUCGUUAUCGAGAUGCAUACACCACAUAAACUUGGCUUAUCCAAUCCAAUACCGUUGAAAUCUAGGAAUAAAAAGGCUGACAGCCAUCAAGGGGGCUAGAGUAUUCUCUGCUCAUUAAAUUUGGGUCUUCAACAUAAGCCAAUCUAUUAACACUGGAUGAAAUAGCAGAUAGCUUUGCCUCAUCAGUAGCGGCUAUACGUGGAAUCGAACCCAUACACAAGGUAGUUGAUUUUUACUGUGAUCACCCAAAGCAACGCAAAAGAUGAAGUUGCUAUGGUUACAUUUUGGCCCCGCUU
Molecule: messenger RNA, 1007 nt
Organism: Umbelopsis ramanniana AG
Lineage: Eukaryota; Fungi; Mucoromycota; Umbelopsidomycetes; Umbelopsidales; Umbelopsidaceae
Exons: 3
Coding region: 70-810 (246 amino acids)
Biological process (GO): silent mating-type cassette heterochromatin formation
Cellular component (GO): rDNA heterochromatin; SHREC complex
Source: RefSeq, a predicted model, not a curated record